AUGCCUCUUCAAGAGGCUGAACUUGCAGCUCUCGCGACUGGUCAAAACCGCUUCCUUGUUUUCUUCUCAUCUCGAGUGGACGGUAAAUUGUGGUGCCCCGACUGCGCAGCUGUGGAGAACUUGAUCAACGAAACCUUUGCUCCAGAGAGUAGUCCAUUCGCGGUUCUCGUAUAUGUUGGCCAGAAAGCAGAAUGGAAGUCCCAGGACAAUAUCUUCCGCAAGGACCCAUGGUGCCUCACCGCCAUCCCAACGAUCGUCAGGUUGAAUGAUGUGAGCCGCCCACGUACCCAGUCUAUGCGCUGA
Molecule: messenger RNA, 303 nt
Organism: Pisolithus orientalis
Lineage: Eukaryota; Fungi; Basidiomycota; Agaricomycetes; Boletales; Pisolithaceae
Exons: 3
Coding region: 1-303 (100 amino acids)
Cellular component (GO): cytosol
Molecular function (GO): protein-disulfide reductase [NAD(P)H] activity
Source: RefSeq, a predicted model, not a curated record